Cladocopium goreaui is the source of this 963-nucleotide messenger RNA. The record is from the annotation of a GenBank genome assembly. Lineage: Eukaryota; Dinophyceae; Suessiales; Symbiodiniaceae.
AUGAAUACAAAAAGAAAUCACAGGGGGCUGGGGGGUUGUGGGGUUGGGGGGUUGGGGGGUUGGGAAGUUUUGAGAUGGCGAAAGCAAAGCUGGAAGGUGAAGAAAAGAAAUGAUGGCGAUUUCAUCAGAUUUGGGACUUCCAAGAGAGAUGAAGUGCUGGGAAAAUGGGGGGGCACCAACAGGUGCGCCACGGCCAGGCGGCUGGUGGUUCGCUUCGGCGACGGGCGCUGGGCCAACGCUGAGCUGCGCGGCUCUUCGACCGUCACGGAUGUUGCGGUCCUAAAGCUGGAUGUGCAGGUGGAACCGGAGGCGUCGCCCUUGACCUUCAGCCGGAGCCUGCCGAAACAGGGCGAGCGCGUGGUGGUCUGCGGCAUGACGCAGCAUGGCCAGGAGGUCGUUGGCCUCUCGGGCCUAGUGAGCCAGCCAAGGCAGCGUUUCCGGGGCCUUCCGGAGGAGCCAUCGAUGCAUUUCGUGCAGUUGGCCCUGCCCACCUUGCCAGGGAUGUCAGGCUCUCCAGUGCUGAAUUCGGAGGGCAAGGUCUGUGCCAUGGUGGCGAAGAAAUUCGAAGAGCACGGCUUGGCACUUCCAGUUGAGAGGGUCCUUCCGGUGGCGGAAUGCUUGGAGGCCGGAUAUCCCUGGCGUUUGCCUUUACUGGGCAUGGAGGUAAAGGCGGGUGGAACCUUGCUGAAUCCCAGCGUGCUGGUGAAGGCCUUCGCAUCUGCCAGUGCAGCGGCAAAGUCCGGAGUUGAGGUGGGUGACGAAAUCCUGGAAAUCAAUGGUACCAAAGUGGCCACACUGCUGGAGAUGCGCGAGGCCUUGUUGGCCAUGGGCGAUGGCCGUGUGUCAUCCUGCCGGGUCAAGCUGCGACUGAGGCGCCAAAGUCGCACCGUAGACGUCGCCUUUGACGCGCCACGGGCUCCAUCUGGGCCGCAGGAUGUCAGCAUGAUCGAGCUUGAAGAGUGA